AUGGGUCAGCUUUUGAGCAUAGUCGCUCUGACUUUUGCCGUCCGUUGGGAACCGUUGUGGCUGACCGUCGAUUAGCGGCCUGGUGGCUCGAAGCGCUGACUCGCAGUGUACGUGUGAAGCAAAGCUCAUGGAGCUGGCCUUCAUCCAUUUGGAUUUUGGCAACAUGCCCCCGAUCGCCCUGAGGCAUUGUGCAUCGAUCCAGUUGCGAUCGAGGCUCGCGCUACGGUAGGCCAUUCUCGGCUUACGUCUUGCGAGCAGACCGAGCUUGGGGGAGAAAAUAGCAAACGGGCAAAUGCCCGAGCUCUCUCCAUCGUGUUGACAAGCUUCAGAGAGAAAUGA
Molecule: messenger RNA, 339 nt
Organism: Ceraceosorus bombacis
Lineage: Eukaryota; Fungi; Basidiomycota; Exobasidiomycetes; Ceraceosorales; Ceraceosoraceae
Source: the annotation of a GenBank genome assembly